CCAAGUCUCCGUGCCGUGUCGUCUCCACGACUCCACUUGCUCUUCUUCGCUGGCUACUUGCGGCAGCAACUCCCAUCCCCACGCGCUCCCUCCCCUCCCUCCGAUAUCUGAGAUCUCGCCCGCCUCGACGGCGAGCGGCUGACGUGGGGGUAGAGGCCCGCCGGCGAUGGGGAACUGCUGCUCCGACGAGGCGGGCCAUAGCGGCGCCCACCCCGUCGGCCCCGCCGCCGCCAAAGCCGCCCAGGCCGCCUCCGCCGCGGCCGAUCGCUUCCUCCGCUCCCGCGGCGCUGGCGCGUCCACGCAGAUCGAGUUAUCUCUCUCUGCAUCAAAUUUGGGCGAUCAAGAAUAUUUUCCCAAGAUUAACCCCAUGGUGGUUCUGUAUUCCAAAAGGAAAGAUGGACCACUUGAAGAAAUUGGGCGUAGUGAAGUAAUUUUAAAUUCUUUGAACCCAUCUUGGAUGACAAAAAUCAGUAUGCAGUACCAGUUUGAGGUUCUUCAGCCAUUGGUUUUUCAGGUUUUUGACAUUGACCCACAGUUCCAUGAUGUCAGUGAAAAGAUGCUUAAGCUGGAGGAGCAAGAGUUUCUUGGAGAGGCUACCUGUCUUUUGUCAGAGGUUAUCACCAAGCGGGACAGGCUGUUGACUUUAAAGCUUGGUGUUUCUGAACACAACUUGCCAAAUCCUAGCAAAUUUGGUGAGCUAACCAUUCAGGCUGAAGAAAGUGCAGGUUCAAAAGCAAUCAUGGAGAUGGUAUUCCGCUGUUCGGAUCUUGAAAUCAAGGAUCUUCUCACAAAGAGUGAUCCUUUCUUGCUAAUAUCUAGAAUAUCAGAUAGUGGAAUGCCCGUUCCAAUUUGCAAGACAGAAGUAAGAAAGAAUGAUCUCAAUCCUAGGUGGAAGCCAGUGAUUCUGAAUCUCCAACAGAUUGGAAGUAAGGAGAACCCUCUAAUUAUAGAGUGCUUUAACUUCAGUAGCAAUGGCAAACAUGACCUAGUCGGCAAGAUAGUCAAAUCAGUUGCAGAAUUGGAAAACAUGUACCAUAGGCAGAAUGGUGAAAAUUUCUUUGUUCCUGCCAGCAAUGCACAUGAAUGUCACAGUAAGGAGGUAUUGAAGAGUCAGUUAUAUGUGGAAAAAUAUGUCGAGAGCAAUCGACAUACUUUUCUAGAUUAUAUUUCUGCUGGGUGCCAGUUGAAUUUUAUGGUAGGUGUAGAUUUCACAGCUUCAAAUGGAAACCCACGGCUUCCAGAUUCCUUGCAUUACAUUGAUCCCUCAGGUCGGCCAAAUGUAUAUCAGAAGGCAAUACUGGAAAUUGGUGAUGUUCUACAGUACUAUGACCCAGCUAAACGUUUCCCCUCUUGGGGCUUUGGAGCAAGACCUAUCGAUGGUCCUGUUUCCCAUUGUUUCAACUUGAAUGGCAGCACCUAUCAACCUGAGGUUGACGGAAUACAAGGAAUUAUGUCAGCUUAUAUCAGUGCACUUCGUAAUGUAUCACUGGCUGGCCCUACUCUCUUUGGUCAUUUGAUCAGCACUGCUAUGACAAUAGCUAGCCAAUCUCUUGCUGACAAUCAACAGAAAUACUUUAUUUUGUUAAUAGUCACUGAUGGUGUGGUGACUGAUUUUCAAGAGACUAUUGAUGCAAUCAUAAGGGCAUCAGAUUUUCCUAUGUCUAUCAUUGUUAUUGGAGUGGGAGGGGCUGAUUUCAAGGAAAUGGAGUUUCUAGAUCCAAAUAAAGGAGAGAAACUGGAAAGCUCAACCGGAAGGGUUGCAUCAAGGGAUAUGAUACAGUUCGCCCCAAUGAAGGAUGCACAUGGCAGUGGGGUGUCGACAGUACAGUCACUUCUUGCUGAGAUACCAGGGCAAUUCAUGACAUACAUGAGGACAAGAGAAAUUCAAACAGUUAGCUAGUAUAUGAUGCCCUCUAUCGGUAGAAGAUAAUCCCUCGAAUGUUCAUUGUUAAUAUGAUUUUGGCCUUUCCAUCGCAUAAUUUGUGCAAUUUCAAGGCAUGGGUGCAAGGUAGAUAGUAGGGAUGUGUUAAAAGGUAGAUGAAAGAUUCAUCUCCUGGAGAUGCCAACAUCAAAUUCGUGAGCUGAGCUGUAAUGGCCGGUAGAGGCAAAGAACCGUUAGGCCAGAGGAUCCAAGAAUGCUGUUUGUGAAGAGAUGCUAGGACCUUCACCAGGCCACCUUAUUCAUGUCAAUUUUUACGAGGCUUUAUUCUUGUUCGAGUUGGACUCCUAGGCUAGCAAUUCGUAAUUGGAAAGAUGUAACUGUCAUCUUUCUCUGUACCUGUUUGUAAAAUAUAUCUUUAGGGUUUGAAUUUUGUAUUACCCUCGUAGGUACCUUGGAACGAGGAGAUACUUUUUGGGAUUGUGUAUUCGAUUUUUCAAGUACCCACAACCACAACCACAAGCUGUGGCACGGCUGUUUGCUUCAUGUGGCGACUGGCGGCACAUUUCCUUUUUAAAGAUGAUGGAAAAUGUAGCAUAUGUUGUGAUCCA
Messenger RNA from Setaria italica (foxtail millet), 2490 nucleotides. Its product is annotated as protein BONZAI 1. Gene Ontology annotation, cellular component: plasma membrane. The record is from RefSeq and is a predicted model, not a curated record. Gene Ontology annotation, molecular function: calcium-dependent phospholipid binding. The transcript is spliced from 16 exons. The coding region runs from base 167 to 1900 and encodes 577 amino acids. Gene Ontology annotation, biological process: cellular response to calcium ion. NCBI's taxonomy places the organism in Eukaryota, Viridiplantae, Streptophyta, Magnoliopsida, Poales, Poaceae.